This is a messenger RNA of Trichobilharzia regenti, 934 nucleotides long. The record is from the annotation of a GenBank genome assembly. Lineage: Eukaryota; Metazoa; Platyhelminthes; Trematoda; Strigeidida; Schistosomatidae.
GAUUAUCCAUUGGUGAAAUUAAUCGAACGUAUACACAAAAAGAAUGUCAAAAAAGCCACGUGUUGAAUUCAUUCAAAAUGCCGAACCAUCAUUUAUACGUGAAUUUAAAGAACGUGCGGGUAUACCUGCAGCCGAUACGAUUGAAUCAAAGAGAAAGCAGUUAGAAAUUGAUGACAAAGAUGAUGGUGAUGAAAAUCGUCCAGAAGAAGAACAACCUCAAAUAGUUUAUGAUCCAUGCUCAAAUGUUGAUGAACUGGAGGCAAGAGCAUUUAUUAAACAAUGGCAAUAUGAACAUAAACUUGGCUAUAUACCAAUUGAAGAUGAGAAUAUGAAAAAAGCGAAUUUAGAUGUACCAAAUCGGAUUAUAUAUCGAUCUGCUGAAGAACGUAACGCUUCUCCUACUCCUGGAAGUAUGACCACCAAUGGUAGUGGUCAAUUGCACAUGGAGGGUUUAACACGAGAUCAUGGGAGAAAUAAUGAUAAGAAGAACACGAAAAAGAACCCUAACAGUCAUGAUAAUAGUCGAUCCCAAAAAAAGCAUGAUCGAGAUCGUUCUCCACUUGACUCAAAACGAAAAGAUACAAAGUGUUCAUUGUUAUCAUUUGAUUUAGAGGCUGAAGAGGAAGAUGAGGGAUGAAAACUCAUCAUUUUGUAUGUCUGUGUGUGUGUGUGUGUGUGCCAUUUAUACUUUGUAAUAUAUAUAACCAGGAUAUCAUUCUUUUUUUAUUAACUUGUAAAUUCUCAUUCAUGAAAAGUGUAUAUUAAUUAGUUUUGCACACAUGUCGUAUAAUGUGAAGGCUAAUUUCACAUAGAAUGUUUAUAAUUCAUAAUUGUAAACGUGUGAUAUAAGAUAUAUGUGUGCUAUAAAUUUAUAUGCGUAUACACAUAUUCAUGUGUUAUAAGUUAUUCUUUAUUGUGUAUGAUUUUUAUGAAG